Paramecium primaurelia is the source of this 1629-nucleotide messenger RNA. The record is from the annotation of a GenBank genome assembly. NCBI's taxonomy places the organism in Eukaryota, Ciliophora, Oligohymenophorea, Peniculida, Parameciidae.
AUGCUACAAUAUGAAGACUUUUGUACUUAUCAUCCAUAAUAUCCUAUCUAAAUGAUAUCUCUAAACCCUAUAAUAUUUCCAUAAAGAAAAAUUUGUUGUCAAUGUUUAUUAUCUUGUAUUGAUUAAAAUGAUUUAUAAGAAAAUGGAUUAAUAACUUUUGAAGAUUUUUAUAGAAAGGUAGAAUAAUAAAGGGAUAAAAUAAUUGAGAUUAAUAAAAUAUAGUAAACAAUCUUAAAAUCAAUGAAUGAAUAAUAUAAACAAUGCAAGAUCAUACUAGAUGAAAACCUACUUAAUUUAAUGAAAAUUCAAACGGAAAUUGAAAAAUUAAUAUCAUAAGGCCAAAGACCUUUGUCUUAUAGUGAAUUAAAAAUGUUUUCAAAUAUUUUGAUUCACGAUUUCGAUUAUAAUAAAAAAAUAAUAGAAGAUUUCAAAAAUAAUUUAGAUUCUGCUUAAAUGGAAAUCUUGAAUAAAUUAAAAAAAUUUAAAGAGGAAAAUUCUAUUCAUAUUUAACUUAAUAUAAUAGUUCAGAAGUAAUAAAAUACUAUUACUAUUCCUAUUCAUUAAAAAAUUUAAGACUUAAAGUUGAAGUUUGGAAAUGCGAAUGAUUAAAUUUAUGUGAAUGAAAAAGAAAUAGCAAAUUUAAAUACAACCUUUUUUGAGAAUAAUAUUUGGUCAAAAGAAACUUUAAUUAUUAAAAAUAAUAAAAUAAAAAUAUUGUUAAGGGAUAAUUAAUAUUAAAAGUUUUAAUUAAAUUUAUAGCCCUAUGAAACAAUUUUAACAAUUAAGUAAUAUAUCCAACAACAGGAGGGUAUUAAUCCUUCUGAAUAAAAAAUCAUAUAUUUUGGGAGAGUGCUUUAGGAUUAUGAAAAAAUAGAAAAUAUAAAAUUAGUUGACAAUGUAGCAAAUAUGUUAUUGGACAUCAAAAAAACUAAAAUCAAUCUUUUUAGCAUUGAUGAAAAACCUCCCUUUAUAAAAUUAAAUCCAAAAUUUACUUUUGAAAAUAUCAUACAUUAAAUUCAAUAUCAUUUCGAUAUUCCUUAUUAGAUGAUUUCUUCAAUAUUAUUUUAUAAUACUCCCCUUUAAUAAAAUUAAUAGAUUUAGGAUUUAGUAAAAAUUUAAACCUAGCCCUUUUAAUUAACAAUUAAAUUAUCUAGGCCCAUAAUUCUAGCAAAAACCGUAUCAGGCAAAAUUAUAAUCAUAAAUUCUCAAGAAUUUGAGACAAUUUAAAAUAUGAAGAAAGAAAUUGAAAAUAAUUAUCAUAUUCCAAUAAGCGAUUAAUAUAUAUAUUAUAAAAAUGAUUUACUUGAUAAUUCAGAGUAGUUGGCUUAGAUUAGUAUUAAAAAAUUAGAUAUGAUAAAUAUUAAUUUUCUAUUAGAUGAAAACUUAACUUAAAAAUUUUCAAUUUAAGUAAUUAACUUUAAUAAUAGAUUGAGAUUAAUUUAAAUUUUACCUUUCUUAGAAGUCAUCAAUAGCCUAUCAGAUAUUGAGAUUAUUGGAAUACCUUCUUCAUCAGCUAGUUGUUUUAUAAAAGGAGUCAGGGUAACAGAUGGUAAGAACUUUUCUGAUUUUAACAUGAAAGAAAAUGACAAAAUCUUUAUUAGUCUUAAAUUUUGGGCUCGUACUUAUUGA